This is a messenger RNA of Lactuca saligna, 480 nucleotides long. NCBI's taxonomy places the organism in Eukaryota, Viridiplantae, Streptophyta, Magnoliopsida, Asterales, Asteraceae. The record is from the annotation of a GenBank genome assembly.
AUGAAUACCAUAAAGAAUAACGAUGACAAAAACCCAGAUGCUCAUCAAAAAGGGUGGCUGAAUCUAAGCCUAGCACCAUAUCUAGGAGAAUCUUGUUCAAACUUAAGACGCACGUCGGUGAAGCUGUAUACAUGCAACUUUUGCAAGAGAAAGUUCUACAGUUCACAAGCAUUAGGAGGUCAUCAAAACGCGCACAGAAAAGAGAGAGAUGCAGCUAGAAGAUACAAUUCCCCAAAGACCAUGAAUGCGUUUGAACAAUUACUCAAGGUGCAUUCCUUUGGUCAAAAACCAGGAGGAGAUGGAGAAACAACUGUCGCAAGGUUUACUGACAAUGGAGCUCCAUAUGGAGUUGCUUGGGAACACCCGUAUGUUGGGGAGGAAGAAGCAAACAUGAAGUGGCAUGGAAGUUUUUAUUUGAUUCCACAACCAGCUUCUCGGGAAUCUGAUCCGUAUAAGCUUGACUUGAAUCUCAGGCUGUAA